AUAAAAAGGGGGGCAAAGUAGUAUUGCUAACUCAUGGCGUCCAAAGAGCAAAGAGUGAGGUUGUUGGGAAGUUUUCGUAGCCCAUUUGUUCACAGGGUACAACUCGCCCUCAAACUGAAGGGAAUUGAAUACGAAUACAUAGAAGAAGAUCUAAAAAAUAAGAGUCCUCUUCUCUUGAAGGCAAACCCUGUGCACAAGAAGAUCCCCGUGCUCAUUCAUGGUGACAAACCUGUUUGUGAAUCGGUGGUGAUAUUAGAAUACAUAGAGGAAACCUGGCCGGAAAAUCCUAUUUUGCCCAAGGAUCCCUAUGACAGGGCUCAAGCUCGAUUCUGGGCCAAGUUCAUCGAUGAGAAGGUUUUGCUUGCCUGCUGGACUGCAUACAGCACACAAGGGGUGCAACAGGCAAAGGCACUCGAGGAAUUUCAAGAGAGCCUGAAAACCCUAGAAAGAGGGCUCAAGGGGAAGUUUUUCGGUGGAGAAAAUAUUGGAUUUUUAGACAUAGUAGCAAAUUUUCUAAGCUUGUGGAUGGGAGUUCUAGGGGAAGCUGCAAAUAUAGAGCAUUAUGAUGCUGAGAAGACCCCACUUAUUCAUUCUUGGAUUCAACAGAUGAGUAGCAAUGAGGUUGUGAAGGAGAGCCUUCCCUCUCGUGAUAAGCUUCUUGCCAACUUCAAAGUUCGCCGUGAGGCCUUACUUGCUCCCCCAACUUCCUCCUAAUCAAAGGAAAAUGGUUUUAGUUAAUUGUGUUAUUUGGAGUUUUAAAAUGUAUUAGGUACGAUAAAGGUUUGAGGUUUUCUCAUAAAAGCAAGAAAAGGUAAAAUCUUUCUUGUCUUAUGUUUAAAUAAUGUAGGCCCCUAGCCGCAUUAUCUUUGAGCUUUUUUUAAUGAUAUUAAAUUGUGGUGCACUUUUGAGUUGCU
This is a messenger RNA of Amborella trichopoda, 914 nucleotides long. Its product is annotated as putative glutathione S-transferase. NCBI's taxonomy places the organism in Eukaryota, Viridiplantae, Streptophyta, Magnoliopsida, Amborellales, Amborellaceae. Gene Ontology annotation, biological process: glutathione metabolic process. Gene Ontology annotation, molecular function: glutathione transferase activity. The record is from RefSeq and is a predicted model, not a curated record. Gene Ontology annotation, cellular component: cytoplasm.